Messenger RNA from Durio zibethinus, 2322 nucleotides. Lineage: Eukaryota; Viridiplantae; Streptophyta; Magnoliopsida; Malvales; Malvaceae. The record is from RefSeq and is a predicted model, not a curated record.
UUAUUGUUAUUGAAUAAUAAGUGAAGGAAAAAAGUGUACUAUUUAUUAUUGAUUUAUAAUUAUUGACAGCUUUCAAGUAGGUGGACACUACCGGAUGUGGGCGGUGGCAAGUGGGAAGCAAACCGGUGAAUGAGAGGCUCGAGCCCACGGUAGACAAGGAAAAAAAAGGGUUGUAAACCCACACCCCGCAAAAUCGGGAAAACGAAGGAAAAUAGAUAGGAAAGGGGAGGGAAGAGCUAAAGAAAAAGCAGUGUCAGAUUCAGACGCGAGCGUCGGACUCGGGGUGGAUUUUAUGUCCAUUUUGGCAUCCCAAUGACUCGUCCCUCUUCGAUGAAGAGGCUUCAGGAUCAACGGUUGAGAUCUGCCAAGCCCACCACCAUUCAUGGGUUUGCUCAAUCCGGGGAUCUUGUUGGUCUCCAGAAGUUGCUCAAGGACAAGCCUUUUCUUCUCAACGAGAGAAACCCUGUUAUGGCACAGACACCUUUACAUGUUUCUGCCGGAUAUGAUAGGGCUGAGAUAAUUAAGUAUUUGCUUGACUGGCAAGGACCAGCAAAGGCUGAGCUGGAGGCCAAGAAUAUGUAUGGGGAAACUCCAUUGCAUAUGGCGGCCAAGAAUGGAUGUAGUGAGGCAGCACGAUUGCUUCUUGCUCAUGGUGCUUUCAUUGAAGCCAAAGCUAAUAAUGGAAUGACACCAUUACACCUUGCUGUUUGGUAUUCGAUUCGAUCUGAUGACUAUGCAACUGUCAAGACACUACUUGAGUACAAUGCUGAUUGCAGGGCUGAGGACAAUGAGGGAAUGACUCCUAUAAAACAUCUUUCAAAAGGCCCUGGAAGUGAGAAGUUAAGCGAACUAUUGCACUGGCACCUUGAAGAGCAGCGCAAGAGAAGAGCGCUUGAAGCAUGUGGUGAAACAAAGGCUAAGAUGGAUGAACUUGAAAAGGAACUGUCCAAUAUCGUGGGCUUGCAUGAGCUGAAAGUACAACUUCGGAAAUGGGCAAAGGGAAUGCUCUUGGAUGAAAGACGCAGGGCCCUUGGGUUGAAAGUUGGUGCCAGAAGGCCUCCUCAUAUGGCAUUCCUUGGCAAUCCGGGGACAGGAAAGACCAUGGUAGCCCGGAUUCUUGGGAAAUUACUCCAUAUGGUGGGAAUUCUACCUACUGACAAGGUAAUAGAAGUGCAACGGACAGAUUUGGUUGGUGAAUUUGUUGGACACACUGGGCCAAAGACAAGGAGAAAGAUCCAAGAUGCAGAGGGAGGAAUUCUUUUUGUUGAUGAAGCAUAUCGGUUAAUACCCAUGCAAAAGGCAGAUGAUAGGGACUAUGGAUUGGAGGCCUUGGAAGAGAUCAUGUCUGUAAUGGACAGUGGAAAAAUUGUAGUCAUAUUUGCUGGGUAUUGUGAACCAAUGAAGCGUGUAAUUGCUUCUAAUGAAGGGUUCUGCAGAAGAGUGACAAAAUUUUUUCAUUUUAGUGACUUCAACUCUGAAGAACUAGCCAAGAUCCUCCAUAUCAAGAUGAAUAAUCAAACAGAGGAGAGUUUGUUAUAUGGAUUUAAGUUGCAUAGUUCUUGCAGUUUAGAUGCAAUAGCAAGACUAAUAGAGAGAGAAACAACAGAAAAGCAGCGUAAGGAGAUGAAUGGAGGUUUAGUUGAUCCAAUGCUAGUUAAUGCUAGGGAGAACCUUGAUCUUAGGCUCAAUUUUGAUUGUAUAGACGCUGAUGAACUGGGUACUAUAACCUUAGAAGAUCUUGAAGCAGGCAUUCGGCUUUUAACACAAUGAGACAGGGUUUCAAUCAAAGCUGAGAAGCAUGAAUAUAUUCUUUUAUCAUUUCUGGUGACCUUGAUGGGAUCUCGUCAAAUCAAACUAGAAGGUUUCAUCCGUUAUAUUCUUCCAAGUAUCUUUGUCGGUUAGUUUGAACUGCUGCUGAGAACUCAAAAGCUGAGUGGGUGGGCUUAUAUUAUUCUUGUAGUACUUUCAUUUCCUUGCUACUUCAUUCCUUGGUGGCAACAAUUGAUGAAAUCAUACAUAUCUAUUGUUCCCCAGAAGGGCAUUCUUUUUUGGGUCAUGUAAUAAGAGUAUUCAUUUGGUUUACAGGGCAGUAAUAAAUUUCAUUUCCACUACCUCUGGUGGAUGCUUCGGUUGUUUCUUUACGGAAUUUCUGUUCAUUUUGUCUUGUUUUACCAACCAGUAAUUCAUGUCUGAGUUCCUUCAUUUUGGUGUGAGCUUGUGAUUUCCUUGCUGUGAUUACCGAGAAUAAUUUUUUUCAGCAUAAGUACAAUUCUUUUAUUUAUUGAGAAAAAAAAAAGCAAAAAAGAAAAACAAUAUUGUGAA